CUUCGUUUCCCAGGUGGCGCCGCGCCGCGCCGCGCCGCGGGGGGGGCGGCGUCCUCCGCCAUCUUGGCGCUGCCUCGCUCGCUGCGGCUGGAUUGAAUGAGCCCGCCGCUCGCUCGUCCCGCGAAGCGAGCGCCAUGGCGGGCACCCCGCUCUCCCCCGCCCGCAUCUCCCGGCUGCAGGAGAAGGAGGAUUUGCGGCAGCUCAAUGACCGCCUGGCCGUCUACAUCGACCGGGUGCGGGCGCUGGAGCUGGAGAACGACCGGUUACUGCUGAAGAUCUCCGAGAAGGAGGAGGUCACCACCCGGGAGGUGAGUGGAGUCAAGACCCUCUAUGAAUCUGAGCUGGCUGAUGCCCGAAGAGUUCUGGAUGAGACUGCAAGAGAGAGGGCCAAACUACAGAUUGAAAUAGGAAAGCUAAGAGCAGAACUUGAUGAGGUCAAUAAGAACUACAAAAAGAAAGAUGCAGAUUUGUCCUUGGCUCAGAGUCGCAUUAAGGAUCUUGAAGCCCUGUUCCAUAGAAGUGAAGCAGAACUCAGUACUGCUCUUAAUGAGAAGCGCAGUUUGGAAGCAGAGGUUGCUGACCUGCGGGCCCAGCUUGCUAAGGCAGAAGAUGGUCAUGCUGUGGCUAAGAAGCAAUUGGAGAAGGAGACAUUGAUGCGGGUGGACUUGGAGAAUCGCUGCCAGAGUUUGCAAGAGGACCUGGAUUUCCGGAAGAACAUAUUUGAGGAGGAAGUAAGAGAGACAAGGAAACGGCAUGAGCACCGUUUAGUUGAGAUAGACAGCAGUCAUCAGCAGGAGUAUGAAUCCAAAAUGGCCCAGGCCCUGCAGGAUCUGCGCAAUCAACAUGACGAACAGGUCAAACUGUACAAAAUGGAGCUGGAACAGACCUAUCAGACCAAGUUGGAGAAUGCCAAACUGUCCUCUGACCAAAAUGACAAAGCUGCCAAUGCUGCCCGGGAGGAGCUGAAGGAAGCUCGCAUGAGGAUAGAGUCUCUCAGCUACCAGCUUUCUGGCUUGCAAAAACAGGCUAGUGUUGCCGAAGAUCGCAUUCGGGAAUUGGAGGAUAUGAUGGCUGGUGAGCAGGACAAGUUCAGGAAGAUGCUAGAUGCCAAGGAGAGGGAAAUGAUGGAAAUGAGGGACCAGAUGCAGCAGCAGCUUGCAGAAUACCAGGAACUGCUUGAUGUCAAAUUAGCGCUGGACAUGGAGAUCAGUGCUUACCGAAAACUUCUGGAGGGUGAGGAAAAGAGGUUGAAGCUCUCUCCAAGCCCUUCCUCCCGUGUUACAGUCUCCAAGGCUACCUCCAGCAGCAGUAGCACCAGCACUUCGGUUGUUCGCUCUUCUCGAGGCAAGAGAAAACGGGUUGAAGCAGAGGAACUUUCAGGCAGUGGUACAAGUGGAAUUGGCACUGGGAGUAGUAGUGGUAGCACCAGCGGUAGCAGCAGUAGUUUCCAAAUGUCCCAGCAAGCCUCAGCCACAGGAGGCAUCAGCAUAGAAGAGACAGACCUGGAGGGAAAAUACGUUCAACUUAAGAACAACUCUGAGAAGGACCAGUCUCUGGGUAACUGGAGACUGAAGAGACAAAUUGGAGAUGCAGAAGAAAUUGCUUAUAAAUUUACUCCAAAGUAUGUCCUCAGGGCUGGGCAAACUGUUACAAUCUGGGCUGCAGAUGCAGGUGUGACUCAUAGCCCCCCUUCUGUCCUUGUGUGGAAGAAUCAGAGCAGCUGGGGCACUGGAGGAGACAUCCGCACAUAUCUGGUGAACUCUGAUGGAGAGGAAGUUGCAGUAAGAAGCAUCACAAAAUCAGUUGUGGUGCGGGAGAAUGAGGAGGAUGAUGAAGCAGAGUUUGGAGAAGAGGAUCUCUUUCACCAGCAGGGGGAUCCCAGGACAAUGUCUAGAGGAUGUUCAGUGAUGUGAAAAAAACAUUAUUAUUUGCUAUUUUAUCCUUUCUUUCCUUUUAUUUUUGAUAUUUUUUUCCUCCAGAGCCACUGAAAACUAUUUUUAUAUGUAUCAUCUGAUUUCUUUAAAAGUUUACUCCUUGGUACAUUUUUAUAGAAAAAAUUUUAAUCAAGCAAAACUGCCAAGAUUUUUAAAUAGAUUUCUUUAUCCUCCCCCCACCCACUAUUGGAAUAUUGGAUUAUUUCCCCACCAUUAAAACCUUUGUCUUGUAUUCAAACCUGCAGUAGAAUGAAUUUUAAGCUAAAAUGGGACUGGACUUCUUGAGUAUAGGGUAAAUAUUAGGGCUGUCGAUUAAUCACAGUUAACUCAUGCGAUUAACUAAAAAAAAUUAAUCGCACUGUUAAACAAAAGAAUACCAAUUGUAAUAUAUGAAAUAUUUUUGGAUGUUUUUAAUGCAUUUUCAAAUAUAUUGAUUUCUAUAACAACACAGAAUACAAAAUAUACAGUACUCACUUUAUAUUGUUGAUUACAAAUAUUUGCACUAUAAAAAUGAACAAAAGAAAUAGUAUUUUUCAUUUCACCUCAUACAAGUACUGUAGUGCAAUCGCUUUGUUGUGAAAGUGUAACUUACAAAUGCAGAUUUUUUGGUUACAAAACUGCACUCAAAAACAAAAAAAUCUAAAACUUUGGAGCCUACAAGUCCACUCAGUCCUACUUCUUCUUCAGCCAAUCGCUCAGACAAACAAGUUUGUUUACAUUUGCGGGAGAUAUUGCUGCCUGCUUCUUAUUUGCAAUGACACCUGAGAGUGAGAACAGACAUUCGCAUGACACUUUUGUAGUGGGCAUUGCAAGGUAUUUACAUGCCAGAGAUGCUAAACAUUUGUUUGCCCCUUCAUGCUUCAGCCACCAUUCCAGAGGACAUGCUUCCAUGCUGAUGAUGCUCGUUAAAGAAAUAAUACAUUAAUUAAAUUUGUGACUGAACUCCUUCGGGGAGAAUUGUGUGUCUCCUGCUCUAUUUUCCCUGCAUUCUGCCAUAUAUUUCAUGUUAUAGCAGUCUUGGAUGAUGACCCAGCACAUGUUGUUUUAAGAACACUUUUUCAAAGCAGAUUUGACAAAACACAAAGAAGGUACCAAUGUGAGAUUUCUAAAAAUAGCUACAGCACUAGAGUCCAAGGUUUAAGAAUCUGAAGUGCCAUCCAAAAUCUGAGAGGGACGAGGCGUGGAGCAUGCUUUCAGAAGUCUUAAAAGAGCAACACUCUGAUGCAGAAACUACAGAACCUGAACCACCAAAAAAGAAAAUCAACCUUCUGCUGGUGGCAUUUGACUCAGAUGCUGAAAAUGGACUUGCGUUGGUCUGCUCUGCUUUGGAUCGUUAUCAAGCACAACCCGUCAUCAGCAUGGACGCUUGUCCUCUGGAAUGUUGGUUAAAGCAUGAAAGGACAUAUGAAUCUUUAGUGCAUUUGGCACGUAAAUACAUUACAGUGGCACGUGAACGCUUGUUCUCACUUUCAGGUGACAUUGUAAACAAGAAGCGGGCAGCGUUAUGUCCUGCAAAUUGUAACCAAACUUGUUUGUCUGAACAAUUGGCUGAAAUAGGACUGAGUGGACUUGUAGGCUCAUUUUACAUUGUUUUAUUUUUGAAUGCUUUAUGAAUUAUGUUUUUUAUUUUUUGUACAUAAUUCUACAUUUGUCAGUUCAACUUUCAUGAUCAAGAAAUUGCACUACAGUACUUGUAUUAGGUGAUCGAAAAAUACUAUUUCUUUUGUUUUUUACAGUGCAAAUAUUUGUAAUAAAAAAUAAAUAUAAAAUGAAGAGUGUACACUUUGUAUUCUGUGUUGUAACUGAAAUCAGUAUAUUUGAAAAUGUAGAAAACAUCCAAAAAUAUUUAAAUAAAUGGUAUUCUAUUAUUGUUUAACCGUGCGAUUAACCACGACUACUUUUUUAAUUGCUUGACAGUCCUAGUAAAUGUCUUUAACCUCAAACUGAUUUUUAAAGAAUAGAUUUAAGGCAGUGUGAACCUGUACAGGGCUUUCAGAGAACCCAACAUGAGUGCUUCCCACAGUACUGGAGUCAUUUAAGAAAAUGGUAAUAUCCUUUUGAUGUACCGAGUCUUGUAUACACUCGGAAAAUUAUAACCCAGAAUUUACCACAGAUGCUUCUCCACUAGUGGAAGCAAUGAUAGAAGCUGCAGUGUAGACAGAGGUGGCAAGAGUACUGUGGCAUUUAACCCUGUUCCAAGUAGGAUUAGACAACGUGGUAGUAAAAACAUCUGAACACUGUCUGCAUUAUCACUCGGUCAUUGUUAACACUGGUGGAGAAUGAUGGGUUCCAGUUCCAGUUCUAGGGCAGGCAUAGUCUGAAUGUAAGGAGGGACCAAAGCUGAAUUUUUCAGUUUUAUUUAUUGGGACUUUCAGUCAUGAUUGAGACCCUAAUAAACAGUGGCUGCAAGCCUGAAAUUGUGAUGUACAGUAGCUAUGAUGAUAUGAAUCAUGAUGUAAUGGUUCUAAAGUAUUUGGCAUUAAACAGAACUUUUGGUUUCAAUAAUUCAGAUUUUAGAUGUUAAAAUAUUUUAUUUUUGGCUAUGAUAAAUAUUUGAUGGGGUUUUAAAAAGCAAUCGUAAAAAAUCACUGCUGCAUUCAGUUUAUUAAUAGUUCUGUUGUAUGUAAAGAGACAUUGUCAGAUAGUUUAGGCAACAAAGUAUUUGCAAAAUGUCUUAGAAGUGUUCUCAUGACACUUGCAUUUACAAAAACAAAAGUGAGAAGCUUUUGGUUUGGGGGUAAGCAGUUUCUUGCAUUGUUUGCAGAAGAAGGUUGUCCAGCCUGACUGAAAUGCUUUAAGUAAACAAACACAAAAAAUGUAAGUAUAAUACAUAUUACAACAGAAGUAAGACAUUACUAAAAAAAAAAAAAAAAAAAGUUAUUGUAUCUGGUAACGUCUCUUUAAGCUCAGGUUUCCUCUCCUGUGUUUUUACCAGAGGUAACUUUUGACUACCAGAAGCCUUAGGAUUCAAGUGGUAGUGAACCUCUAUACACUAUGAAGUAUAAUUGACUGCUCCAAAGACUAUAUUGACCGCAAUGUAAGCAGACAUUUUUCCCAAUAGUUGGUCAUUUGGAUGCUAUUUGAUGCCAGCAUAGAACUCUUGUAUUACAUGCACUCUUGAACUCUGAUCUUGUUAUUCAAGUAGUUUAGAUUCAUCACACAAGCUAGAAGGUUUGGAUGUUUUCGGUGGCUUUUGGACAUUAUGUUCUCUGAACAAUAUUUAGACUGACAGAUAUAAUUUAGAAGGCCAGGUUAGUGGCUUUAAUUGAUGGCUUUGUUGCAAUGUAAGCAGGGUGGGAAAGAAACUGAUUUUAAAAAAGGUUAUGAACUUUCUCUUCUCAUUUAAAAAAAUGUCAGAGGUGCUAAUUUUCUGCAGGUGUUCACAAAAUGUUCACCUCAGUAAGGUGAUUUAAUUAUCACAAUUAAAUACUAGUAAAAGUAUUUAGAAUUAUAUUUUAGUCCAUUAUCAACAUUCAUUGUGAAAAAGCGGUAAAAAGAAAUGGAUUUUCAGAAUGUUUCUCUUUGUCCUUGUAUUUCGUCAUUUUUCUUACAUUCUCACUCUGCUGAGUAGGUUGAAUAUGUAGUAAAUCAUACCUAUCGAUAUAAAAUAUAUAUAGCUGAAAUUGUGUUUCUCAACCAUACCACAACCAAUUACCUUUUCUAAAUUGUUAUGCAAAUUAAUGCAAUCAGGGUGAAACUGUUUUUGCAAAAUACCUUCUAACCACUGGACUCUGUUUCCCUUUCCAACUCUGUUUUCAUGAUUUACCUUAUAUAGAAGAUAUUUGGUUGUUUUUUUUUGUUUUUGUUUUUAAGAUCUAUCUAUAUAUAUUUUUUUUUACGUUGGCCAGUAUUCAGAGUGCUCAUUCUGCUUUAUGGUAGACUUAUUCUUUUAAUAUUUUAAACUAUAUAGAAUAAUAUGUAGUUCAUUGAAGAAUCAGUUGGCUUUAUUUAGUGACUUUCCUUGUAAAGUCUGGGCUAGAAGGGCAGCUUGUAUCAGAAAAGACCUCGUGAUCUGAGCCAUAGUUUCUGCAACACCUACUGAAUAUGAGAAUAUGUCUUGCUUUAGAGUCUGAUGCUUGCAGACCCUUACUACUGGCUGUAGUGCCCUUUACCCUGAACUGGCUCAUGGAAGUCAGUGGGACUGGCCAAGGUAGUGAGCACAACAUCGCCUAGUAAGUGUCCGCAGAAUUCGGCUCUGAGUUUGGAGUUGUUUCUUGUGAAACUUCCUAGAAGCUUGUUCAAAUGUCAGUGCUGGUACAGAUUAACUUAUUUUAAGUUCUGCACAUGCAAGGUUGAAGAGCUUGAUGUUUUAUGGCCUUUGUUAUCUGUAAUAAUCCUGCCUGAAACUGACACACAAGAUUACACCAUUAAGAAAGGCAAAAAAGGCUGCAACAGUGAUUUCUGGAUGUAAAUUGCUUCUUCACCAUGCCUUGUUUAUGUAACAUAUGUGCUUAGGGAUGGUGGUAAUGUGGGACAGUAUAAGACUAACCUCCUAAAAGCAUCUUUGCUUUGGUGAUUAUCGCUGUAUUUUUCAGGCUACUUAAAAUGUAAGAAGCAAUUCAUGAUUGUAAAGUGCAAGACACUGUAAAACUACUGUAUUCUCCUUCUUGUUUGCAUUAAUGUAUCUAUUCUGAAAACACCACCUUUCCCAUUUAUGUUUGACUUGCUGAACAUUCAGUCUGAUUCUUCCAUCAGUAGGCACUUCAAACUGGAAGCAUUUUCUGCUAUACCAGAUCUAAAGCAGCACUGUUGGGUUUUGUGGGGUGUCUUUUUGGCGUAUUUAUUUUUCUACUUUUUUCUUUUUUUUUUUGGCCAAUCCCACUAGUUAGUUAAAGCUUUAUGUUCACACCAAGUGUAGCUUCUCCCUACCUGGUCAUCUUUUUCUAUUAGAUCCUGCAGGUGAGCCAUUCAUGUUGUAUGUGGAAGUUCAUCAGAAUUUCCAUAGCAAUAGACUAAUAUUACAAAUGCAGGUUUCCUGAAGAAGGCAGAGUUGGCCUGUGAGGGAGAAUUGGCCAGUCUAAUUAUCACGAAAUAAUAAUUUUGCUCUAGCUAUGCCACUAUAACUCAUUGGUGUGGACUUUCUAUUAAUAGAAUCAUAGAAUAUCAGGGUUGGAAGGGACCUCAGGAGGUCAUCUAGUCCAACCCCCUGCUCAAAGCAGGACCAAUCCCCCACUAAAUCAUCCCAGCCAGGGCUUUGAUCUGGAAAUUCUAUUCUGGAAUUCAAGUCAUUUUAUUCUGAAUAGAGUAUCCACUUAAGGGAGUUACACCAGAAUAGGUAUAGCUGGUCAGUUUUCCCAUGCAGGCAAGCCUUUAUUCACUAAUAGCAAAGGGAACAGCACCAAAUAGCUGUGUGAACAGCAUGCUAUAAAUGCCCCCUCUCCCAGGUUUGCAUAUUGUGAAGGUACUUGCAAUGGGGGAGGGGAGCAAAUCCAGCCCCAUCCUGCAUAGCAUGGCCAUAGAGGAAUCUGAGCUCCUGGUGUGACAAUAUGCAGCGGGAGAGGCAUGGCUGCACAGAUCCUCCUGUCCCUCUCCUUCCUGACAACCUGCUUCAGGUCACACUUCAGAUAUUGUGCUGCAAUAGCCUCUGGGAAAUGGCAGCUCUGCCCAGGCAAUGGAACAGCCAUGAUUCCUCUCUCCCUGCACAUGCCUAGUACCCAGUCUGGUUAUCUGGGCUGGUACAGGACUCUGGAUUUGCCCCUGGACGCAUAAAAGAAUUAGAAAUGAUUUGUAGGUCUUUGAUCAGUGUUGCUGUGCCAGUGUCUGGGGGUUGGCCAGCAUACAGCAUGCAUUCAUAGUAAGAACCAAAAACAGUCUCAGGAAGGGGGGAGAGAAGUCAGCUUCCCACAGCCUGAAAUGUAAAGGCUAGGUUAGCUUGACUCUGCUGAAUGUAAUUGCUGUUGGUUACAUUACAAUGUGAACCAGAAUGUACUGUGAAGGGAAAUGAAUUCAGUAUACAUGUUUUUUGUUGAACAGGGCACCCAGAACCCACAGCAUGUACCCAGAGGGGUUUAAUGUUCUUCAUACACUUUAAAACACUUGCUUUUUAAACAUCCCAUGUAAAAAUCUGAAACUGGUUAGACAUAGUGUAGGGGCAGAAAGUGGCUCCUAGAGAUUACUUUGCACCCUCAUCCCAUCUGAAAGGUAAAUCCUUCCUUUUGUAGUCCCCUGUAUUAAUAGGAGAAGGAUGGAUAGUACAAGUGGCAGUCUUUUAACAAUAUAAUGUAUGCCCUUUAGCCACUUAUCUUACUUUCUCAGUUUUAAGCCAUUUGAUAGUUAUUCUUUCUAUAUCUAGUUUUGAAAAGCUAACCUCUAAACAGAAGGCAUGUCCAUAUUGGAUACUGGCCUUUACCAUCACUGUUGGGCCCAAUUCCAAACCCCUAAGUUGGAAGGAAACAGCCUUAUAGGGAUCAGUGAGUGGAAGGAUGGUUGGUGAUUGCAUUUCAAAGCAUUGCAUUAGCUGAAUGUGGAGAUAAAUUGUUAGAUUUUUGUUACUGUCUGAAACUUAAAAUGGUCUGGGAAACAUAAUUUCUAUUUGCCCUUAAAUAUGUUUAGCUUUAAAAUAAUUUAAAGGUGAUUUUUAUGUAAGCCCAUAUUUACAUUCAAUUAUUAUUUGUAAACAUAAUGCCUUUCUUGAAAUGCUAACGUCUAGAGGAAAAAAAGAUGCUUACUUUUGAGAGAAUUAGUUCAAAGAAGCACAAUGCACUGUAUUGACUUUGGGGAUAGUAAAAGAAAAAUGUCUUAUUGAAUUUCCAAGAAGUUGUAGUCAUGAGUUCAUGUAGAUUUGAUGUAGUCUACAUGAUGUAGUCUGCUGGGUCGGACAGACAUUCUGCUGUUUUUCAGAUACCCAGACUAUUACACUAAUAUUGCAAGCAAUAAGCUAGUUUAAGCCAAGAGGCUUUACAUUUGGACAGAAGGAUACUGUCUUGUUUGAACUCUAUUUUCGUAACAGUAAUGAAUUGUAAUUUUUUAACACAGCCUUUUCAGUAGCUCCAGGUCUAGGCCACUGCUCACCUUGAUUGACAUUUCCUUGGGAAAGUUGCUGUAAAAGAGCUCUUUGAUAAUGGCUUAUUGAGUUUUUAAAUAAGUAAUUACGAAAAAAAUCUGCUAAUUGAAGAAGAGAGAAAUAGAAAAUGAUAGUGUGGGGCAUAUGAAGACUACACAAAGAUCUAGACUUUAUCAUUUCACAAUUUUUUGAUUUAAAAAUAUGCAUGCCAAAUGUCUUUCCAUGAUUUGUAAUAUACAUUUUCUGACUGGAAACUUUUUUGUACAACACACUCCAAUAAAUGUUUUGAAUUUU
This is a messenger RNA of Dermochelys coriacea (leatherback sea turtle), 9231 nucleotides long. RefSeq names its product lamin B2 (gene LMNB2). The coding region runs from base 135 to 1913 and encodes 592 amino acids. Lineage: Eukaryota; Metazoa; Chordata; Testudines; Dermochelyidae. The record is from RefSeq and is a predicted model, not a curated record. The transcript is spliced from 12 exons.